Maniola jurtina (meadow brown) is the source of this 1425-nucleotide messenger RNA. RefSeq names its product 1-acyl-sn-glycerol-3-phosphate acyltransferase gamma-like. The record is from RefSeq and is a predicted model, not a curated record. Gene Ontology annotation, cellular component: endomembrane system. The transcript is spliced from 8 exons. NCBI's taxonomy places the organism in Eukaryota, Metazoa, Arthropoda, Insecta, Lepidoptera, Nymphalidae. The coding region runs from base 240 to 1394 and encodes 384 amino acids. Gene Ontology annotation, molecular function: 1-acylglycerol-3-phosphate O-acyltransferase activity.
UCUGGUCGAUGGCUAUCUGUGGUACAAAUAAAAAAUCUUUGUACUCAUUUCAAAUCAUUUCGUGUUCGUUUCGACUUUCGGACUUUCGUGCGUGUACAUUAAACAUUUGGCGGACUCGCGGUCGGUAACAUAGUUUAAAUUGUGAAAUAAUGUGCUUUUAAUUCAUAGCUGUUAUUAUUCUAUACCCGUUAUACAUGUUUCAGGUUUUAUGAAUAAAUUAAAAAGCUGACAAAUGCAAGAUGCUCUACAUAAACAUUUUGAAGCAAUCAACGAUAGUGCAUUUAUGCUUCGCUAUAUCUUAUUUCACCUCAGGCCUAAUUUUAAGUUGUGUUCAGGCCAUUCUAUACUUUGGACUUAAGCCAUGCAACAAAAGACUCUACAGGAAAAUUAAUUAUUAUCUCUGCUAUUCCUUUUACUGUCAAUUAGUGUUCAUGUCAGAAUGGUGGUCAGGCACAAAAUUGUCUCUGUACAUUAAGAAAGACGAGUAUGAUAAAUAUUAUGGCAAGGAACAUGGCUAUCUUAUCAUGAACCAUAGUUACGAAGUGGACUGGCUCAUGGGUUGGCACUUCUGUGACGGAAUCCAAGUUUUGGGAAACUGCAAAGCUUAUGCAAAAAAAUCUAUACAGUACAUGCCAGCCAUAGGUUGGAUGUGGAAAUUUUCAGAGUUUGUAUUUUUGGAAAGGUCAUUUGAGAAGGACAAAGAAAUUAUCAAAAUGCAGAUAUCGGAGAUAUGCGACUACCCUGAUCCAGUCUGGCUAUUACUGACACCAGAGGGUACUCGCUUCACCCAGAAGAAACAUGAGGCAUCGAUUAAGUUCGCCAAAGACAAGAAUCUUCCUGUCCUCAAGCAUCACCUGACACCGCGCACGCGGGGCUUCACCACCAGCCUGCAGUACUUCCGGGGCAAGAUUCCCGCCAUCUAUAACAUACAGUUGGCCUUUGAGAAGAAUAGCAAGGUUCCACCUACAUUAACAAGUAUGUUAUACGGCAAGCCGGUGCACGCACACUUGUACAUUGAGAGAAUACCAGUCGAGACUAUACCUGAAGACGAGGCCGAAGCCGCUAAGUGGCUACACGACGUAUUUGUAGCAAAGGACAAAAUGCAGGAUUCAUUUUUCAACACUGGAGAUUUCUUCUCAGAGUCUGGCGUGGAAAGAGUUGAGCCCUUUGAAAGGCCCAACAGAAUAUACUCUCUCUUGAACACCAUGGGGUGGGCGGUCGUGACUCUGACCCCUAUGUUGUACUACCUCCUAGGACUUCUGUUCAGUGGGAAACUCCUUUACUUCUCUAUUGGUGUCGCCAUUCUCGCUGCGUUUUAUAUACUCCUUCAGAAAGCCAUAGGGAUGUCGAAAAUCAGUCAAGGAUCUUCAUAUGGAACAGAAAAGAACAAGUAGUAGGUACCUAAAUUAAUUGUGUUAAUGUAUA